Messenger RNA from Triticum turgidum subsp. durum (durum wheat), 1434 nucleotides. NCBI's taxonomy places the organism in Eukaryota, Viridiplantae, Streptophyta, Magnoliopsida, Poales, Poaceae. The record is from the annotation of a GenBank genome assembly.
AUGGCGGCGGAGGCGGCGGAGGAGAUGGGGGCGGGAGCGGGAGCGGCGGUGGGAGAGAAGGGACCGGCGACCGCGGACAGGGCGAUGGGGAAGACGGGUCGGACGGAGGAGGAAAAAGGGGACGCGGCCGCGGACAAGGGGAAGGGGUCAACGGCGGAGAAGGAAGAGAAGGGAGCGACGGCCGGGAAUGAGGAAGAGGGGGAGGAGGAGGAGAGAGCCAAGGCGGAGCAAAAGGGAGAAAAUCGACCGGCAUCGGCAAAGAGGGGGCACAAGAAGAAGGCCGAAGCAGGGGAGAUGGAAGGGAUGUUCACAUGUGCUGUCAUCACCUUGGAGAGCUCGGAUGGGAUGCUGUUCACGGUGUCGGAGGAGGCGGCACGGCUGUCCGUGCCCCUCGCCGACAUGAUCGACCAGGGCUGCGCCGGAGGCAUCAUCCAGCUACCCAACGUGGACGCCAGGGCCCUCGACACGGUGAUCGAAUACUGCAACAAGCACGCCGACGCCGCCUCUGCCAACAGCCGCGUCGAUGAGGGCAGCAGCAGCUGCAACUCCGAGGCAUCCGAGGAGGCGCUGAUGGAGUGGGACCGCAAGCUCGUCGACGGCCUCAGCCAGGACGCCCUCUGCGACGUCAUCAUCGCCGCUAAGUUCCUCCACAUCAAGGGGCUCCUCGACGCUGCCUGCCAGAAGGUCGCCGUCGUGGACAUGGUCAAUUGCAAGACCCCCGAGCAGAUGCACCAGAUGGAGGAGGAAGACAUGUGCACAUGGUUCUCUGGACUUACUCCCUUUUCUGAGAAGGGGACGGCGGCAGCGGAGGGGGCAAGAAGGGGGAGAACCGUUGGUCAACGGCCGGAGGAGAAGGGAGCGAUGGCAGAGGAGACAGAGCAGGUUGCUGGCGAAAACGACACAUUUUUCUUCAGGGCCAGCGGAAAAAUCAUCACCUUAAAGAGCUCGGAUGGGAUGCUGUUCAAGGUGUCGGAGGCUGCAGCCCGGCUGUCCGUGCUCCUCGCCGACAUGAUCGACCAGGGCUGCGCCAAAGGCAUCAUCCAGCUACCCAAUGUGGACGCCAGGGCCCUCGCCACGGUGAUCGAAUACUGCAAUGAGCACGCCGCCGCCGCCGCCACCGCCAAUCCCGACGCCAACCACGGCGUCGCUGAGGGCAGCAGCAGCUGCAACUCCGAGGCAUCCGGUGAGGCGCUGAAGGAGUGGGACCGCAAGCUUGUCGACGGCCUCAGCCAGGACGCCCUCUACGACCUCAUCAUGGCCGUCAACUUCCUCCACAUCAAGGGACUCCUCGACGCUGCCUGCCAGAAGGUCGCCGACAUGAUCAAGGGCAAGAGCGUGGAGCAGACGCGCAAGAUGUUCGGCAUUGCCACCGACUUCACCGAGGAGGAGGAGGAGAAACUGCGUAAAGAGAGUCCAUGGGCCUUCGAAGAGUAG